Messenger RNA from Paraphaeosphaeria sporulosa, 1229 nucleotides. Its product is annotated as Diaminopimelate epimerase-like protein. Gene Ontology annotation, molecular function: hydro-lyase activity. Lineage: Eukaryota; Fungi; Ascomycota; Dothideomycetes; Pleosporales; Didymosphaeriaceae. The record is from RefSeq and is a predicted model, not a curated record. The transcript is spliced from 2 exons. The annotation marks the transcript as partial.
AUUAUUGGAAGCCUUCCCUCCUGUAUUGAACGUUGCGCCAAAACAAUCCGACCAUGGACGCCGUCAACACAGCACAUGUUGGGGAUACACCCAUCACGUGCGUCAACAUGCACACUACUGGCGAGCCUACUCGUAUCAUCAUCUCCGGCUACCCCGAUCUUAGCGGCACGCUGUUGGAGCAACGGGUCGAAGCCAGGGCAAAGCACGACCACAUACGCAAGCGGUUGAUGUUGGAGCCUGCCGGCCAUGCAGACAUGUACGGGGCUAUAUUGAUAAAAGAGACGGAGCUCACUAAGUCUGGUGAAGCACACGUAGGAGUUCUUUUCCUGACCAAUGAAGGUUAUAGCACGAUGUGUGGACAUGCAACUAUUGCCCUCGGCCGGUUGCUUGUUGAUACACAGGAUCUCAGUGUCUUCCCACGUCGAAAAGAUGUGCAACAUGAUCCUCACACAAAGACGGCUGUUGUCAAUCUCCAUGCUCCGUGUGGACUCGUCCGAAUAACUGUUCCCACCACCGAAGACGGAACUCAAUCUGAUCCAACGCGUCCGGUGACGUUUGUGAAUGUUCCAUCUUUCGCCACGGGCAAAGAUAUCAGAGUGGAUGUCCCUGACGCCGAUGUCUGGCCGGAACUGGGGCAACGGGGACAUGUCAAAGUUUCGUUCUGCUACGGUGGGGCGUUCACAUGUCUUGUUUCAGUAGAAGAGCUGGGGUUCGACAAUUUGAGGCAGCCGCUUGAUCAUUCAGCGUUGACCUUCGCGACUCGCAAUCUGAAGAGCAUUGUCAAUCGCGAACAUCAGUACCAAAAGUAUAUCACCCACCCUGAACACAACGAUCUCAGCUCGGUUUAUACCCUCAUUGUAGUAGACAAGAGUUUGGGCAAACCAAUCGGAAAUUCGAAAGGUGCAGAGACUGGGCUCUGCUACUUCGCGGAUCAGCAGAUUGAUCGCUCGCCGACUGGUAGUGCAACUGCCGCAAGGGUAGCUUUCGCUUUCGCUACUGGUGACUUGGCUCUCGGGGAAUCAUGGACUUAUCAUUCCUUGGUAUCGAACGCGUCAAACGGGCAAGGCGGGUUCGUGGGCACGGUCUUGGAAACUAUUCCUGAGUUGUACGACGAAGAGACAAUGCUCGCACAACCGGUGUGCGUAAGGGUGUCAGGCCAGGCCUUCUACGUCGGAUCGAGUACUUACGUCUCGGAAACUGAAGAUCCGUUCGGGAGAGGUGGUUUCCUC